AUGGAUUUAGGAUUCUUGCAAACACUUGAUGUCGAGAUUCUUGCUGCUGUAGCUGUGGCUGUUGUGGCCAUUGUUUUGGGUGCUGUCUUUCUCUUUUCCUCGAAAAAGCCUAAAGGCUGCUUAGAUCCAGAAAAUUUCAAGCAGUUUAAACUUGUGAAGCGUGUCCAGUUGAGCCACAAUGUGGCGAAGUUCACAUUUGCACUUCCUACACAGACUUCUGUUUUGGGCCUUCCUAUUGGACAGCAUAUAAGUUGCAGGGGCAAGGAUAGUCAGGGUGAAGAGGUUAUCAAACCAUACACGCCAACUACAUUGGAUUCUGAUGUUGGGCAUUUUGAAUUAGUCAUUAAGAUGUAUCCACAAGGAAGGAUGUCCCAUCAUUUCAGAGAGAUGAAAGUUGGUGAUUAUCUUGCUGUCAAGGGACCCAAGGGGCGAUUUAGGUAUCAACCUGGCCAGGUUAGAGCAUUUGGGAUGCUUGCCGGAGGCUCUGGCAUUACUCCAAUGUUUCAAGUUGCUAGAGCCAUAUUAGAGAACCCCAAGGACAAGACGAAAGUGCACCUCAUUUAUGCUAAUGUUACAUACGAGGACAUUCUUUUAAAGGAGGAAUUGGACACCCUUGCUGAGAGGUACUCUAGUCGCUUCAACGUCUACUAUGUUUUGAAUCAGCCUCCUGAAGUAUGGGAUGGUGGUGUUGGCUUUGUAUCAAAGGAAAUAAUUCAAACCUACUGCCCUGCACCAGCACCUGAUAUCCAGAUUCUAAGAUGUGGACCACCACCUAUGAACAAGGCCAUGGCUGCUAACCUUGAAGCUCUUGGAUACGCAGCUGAGAUGCAGUUCCAGUUCUGA
Messenger RNA from Dovyalis caffra, 843 nucleotides. NCBI's taxonomy places the organism in Eukaryota, Viridiplantae, Streptophyta, Magnoliopsida, Malpighiales, Salicaceae. The record is from the annotation of a GenBank genome assembly.